This is a messenger RNA of Amphibalanus amphitrite, 2896 nucleotides long. RefSeq names its product sodium channel and clathrin linker 1-like. The record is from RefSeq and is a predicted model, not a curated record. Lineage: Eukaryota; Metazoa; Arthropoda; Thecostraca; Balanomorpha; Balanidae. Bases 295 to 2172 code for a protein of 625 amino acids. The transcript is spliced from 12 exons. Gene Ontology annotation, biological process: clustering of voltage-gated sodium channels; cilium assembly. Gene Ontology annotation, cellular component: centriole.
GUUGUGCGGAUUUUUAUUUUUUAUUCGCUUUACGCCUUUUUUUCUGAUAAUUCAAGUGUAAUGCUUGUGUUGUAGAUAAGAUUCAUAACAUUCACUUGCUUUGCAGUGUAUACUUCAUGUGUAUAUUGUGUGAACUUUUGUCUAGUUCAAAGCGCGUGAUGGAAGGGACCUGAGAAGCUAUCUUUCAGAGUUUCUGCAUGCAUGUGAUAAUACUCAUAAUAGUCACUGUCAGUCAUUUAAAUGUUAUUACGACAAAUCAGUUAAUGGUUAACUUGCUUCAAACUGCAGUUUGCAAUGAUGAAACAAGCUGCUAGAAGCAGAGAUGUUGUGCUGCUGCCUCUGAAAGAGGAGUAUGAAGAAACUAUAGCAUCAUUGAAAAGUGAAAUUGGCAAAUUUUGGGAUGAGCUGGAAAGGCUUCAGGCUCAGGUGGGCGAGGUGACAGCUGAGAACGAGACACUCACUGCCCAGCUGGCAGAGGCUACUCGCUGCUCACCUGCAGCAGCAGCAGCAGCUGGUCCAUCCGGAGCCGGUGGUGCCGCCGAUUCUGGCACCAGGGACCAUCAGCUGCAGCUGGAUUUGGCAGUCAAGGAGCGUGACUCAGCGGUGCAGCUGUGGCAGGCCAGCGUUAAGGAGGUGGAGCGGUUGGAGGCAGCGCUGUCGGCCGCCCGGACGGACGGCUCCGACCAGCGGUGGCAGCGGUACACCGAGCAGAUUCGCUCCCAGUACGCGCGGGCGGUCAGCACGGUUACGGCUGAGCUGGCCCGGCAGCGGGAGGAGGCCGAGCGCUCGGCCGCCGCUCUGGCCGCCGCCGAGGAGGCCGCCCGCUCGGCAGAGGCGGCGUCGGUCAGCCACCGUCAGCAGGUGCGGCGUCUGACGGAGCGGCUGACGGAGGCCGACCGACGCGCCCUGGAGCAGGCCGAGCGGCAGCAGCAGCUGGAGGCCGAGCUGGCCCUGCUGUCAGAGUCAGCCGCCUCGCAUGACGAGCGGCUCCGGCGGGCGACGGAGGAGUCGGAGCGGCUCCGUCAGGACCUGAUCGAGGCCCGGGAGCGGUGCGUCCAGCUCAGUCAGCGCGAGGCUGAGGCGCUGGAGAAGAUCAGGGAGGGCGUGGAUGUCGUACAAAACGCCCUCAUCGAAAAGGAGGAGGCCGUACAAAAGGCAGCUCGACUCGAGGGGGAUGUGGCAGACCUGGAGGCGUCUCUGGGCCGGCUGGCUGACGAGGCCGGACUGCGGACCCGUCAGGAAGUCGAUGCCGUGCGCGAACAGGGCAACAAGCGGCUGACCGAGCUAGCUGAGAAACUGCAGCAGAAGGACGCCGAGGAGGUGGAGCACCAGCAGCUGAUGGAGCGACUCCUGCGCGACAAGAAAAAGAUCGAGUCCGAGUACGAGCGAUUGAAGGAGGAGCAUGACCGGUGUCGUUCAGGAGAGGCACAGUGCGCCGCCCUGCAGGAGCUGACUGAACGGCUCUCACGGCUGGAGGAUGCCAGGAUACAGGCUGAGGCCACGGCCGCCGAGCUGACCCGAAAGCUGACCUCGGCGCAGGCCAGACACGCUGUGGAGCUGGAGCGAGCCGCGGAGGACGCCGCCGAGCGCCAGCGCCGCCUGGCGGAGCUCUCAGACACCUGUGAUGAGCUGAUGCACCAGAAGAGGGCUCUGACGGAGGAGCUGGCGGCGGCCCGUACCCAGCAGGACACCGAGCUGGCGGCGGCCACCGAGCGGCGCCGAGAACUGGAGAGAACCGUCAGCUCCCUGGAGCAGAAGCUGCGUCAGAAGGAGCGCCUUCUCAGCGUCGAGAUCCACUCAUUUGAGACGGACCACGAGCACACAAAGGUCGAGCUCCGGCAGCAGCUGAGUGAACAGCAACAGAUGUCGGCCAAGUGGCGCCGUGAGCUGCUCUCUGUGACGGAGCAGACGGAGCGCCGAGUGGCUGACAUGCGGCGCGUCGAGCGUGACCUGGCCCGGCGCAUCACCGAGCUGGAGGACGAGCUGCGGGAGGUCAGCGGACACCGCCUGGAAGCCGAGGAGGACGCCAAACGCUACAAGUACAGAGUGCGAGAGCUGGAGCUGCGUGUUCAGACGGCCGAGAAGCGUUUCCUGACGGUGCGCUCAGAGGCUCGGCGGGUAUCACCCUCGGCGGCGGCCCGAGACCCUCGGCGACACCAGCUGGAGGACUGACGGUAGUGCUGCCCGGGGGGAGGGGUCGGCGAGGGGUCACAAGCUGCGACGCUAGAGCCUUGGAGAAGAUCUGCCGAAUGCCGCUAAGCCGGGUGGACGAAACAGGUAGCGGUGGACGCAGAUAGUGUUGGACUCGACAGCUGUUAAAUAGAGGAUCUCCACGGCUUUCUGAUGCCGCCUCCAGUUCAUCUGAUGAAUAAACGGACGCUCUUGUAGAGUGUAGUAACGAUAGUGUGUAUGGGUGCUCGUGUGUUAGCAAUCGUGUCCAACGGCAACGGAAAAUCACUGCCCACUGAUGUACCGUAUGAAAUAUUUGCAUGUUCGUAUUUUCAUAGUCAUCACCUCGAAUAUCUUGAAUAUCGAGUUUUAAAAGGUGAACUCAUUUGUCUGAACUAGUCAACUGGACAUUUGUGAUACGCAUUAUAGCGACUACUGAUCAAAGGUAUGGGACCAACGAAUAUUCGAUGUCGCUCUUAUCGAACUUGUGUCCAUUGCCCGCGCCCGGUCGUCUUUUGACGAAUCUCAAUGUCAACGGGCUCACUUUCAUUUGAUUAUCCUCAAAUUGAUGUGUCUACAUACCAAUUUGUGUUGAAUGUUCGCCUGUGUGAUGUGUGCUAAAUGGUUUACUGUCGAAACUGUGUGAGCGUGUGAGUGCACAUUUUCGAGAUACAAAGGCAGAUCAAGUACAAACCUAUGUGAAAUACAAUAUAAUGAUUCAGUGAGA